AUGACAGCCCCUCCUACGGCGUCCCAGGCGCUUUCUGCUCCUGUCCAUCAGGCCUCCUUCUGGGAAAAGCUGGACGUUUUCCCAGGGCUUCUAUCACUCGUUGGGACGGCUCUGUACACGGCGGUUGCGGCCCCAUUCCGUGGCGAGUCAGGAGCUCCUUACUACGGACAGCAUAUCAGUUAUGCCGUCGUGCGAAAGAUGGUGCAAAGGUUCAGCACGCUUCAACUGCAGUAUAUCGGCGAACCCUUUUCGAAAGUCUACGAGAAGUGGUGUAAAGGUGCUGGCAUCGAGCCAGCGUUCGUGACUCUGAAGUCUGGAGUCAAAGCGUUCUGGGUAGGCGAUCCAAAGACAGCCAAAUACGUGUGUGUGUAUUUCCAUGGAGGCGGUUUCUCGCUCGAUGGUGAUGACACGCACCUCAAUUUCUGGCACAGCGUUCAAACCGAUCUCAACGCCGACAACAUCUCAACGGCCUUCUUGUUCCUCGAAUACUCGCUCGUGCCGCAUGCGACUUUUCCCAAGCCAAUCUACGAAGCCGUCGAAUCGGUCAAAUACGUCAUGGAAGAACUGAAACGCCCGGCAUCGGAGAUCUUCCUCGCUGGCGACUCCGCCGGCGGGAACAUGUGCCUGGGCGUCCUGUCGCAGAUUAUGCACCCGUCGCCCGAAUUUCCGGAGCUCAAGCUGGCUGACGGGGAGAAGCUCAAGGGGAUCGUGGCGGUGGCUCCUUGGGUCAGCUUCAACCUUGACUGGGACAGCGAAAAGAGGAACCGGUACAAGGACAUUGUCACCCAUUUCGCGGGGGGGAUGUGGUCGAGGGACUACCUCGCGGGGAAACCGUCGACGUUCUUUGCCGAGCCGUUCAAUGCUCCCGCAGACUGGUGGAAAGAUGCCAAGGUCGAGGGGAUCCUGGUUACAAGCGGCUCCAACGAGGUCUUGGUCGACUCUAUUGGUGAAUUUGUCAAGACGUACAAGUCUGUUAACCCAGACUCAAUGACCUACGUGAUUGGUACGAAUGAGGCACAUAUUGCCCCCAUCAUUCAAUUGCGGUUUGGUGACAAGUCUGAGACGGAGCAAGGAAAAGCUAUCAAAUCGUGGCUCAAGUCCAAAUUGUGA
Molecule: messenger RNA, 1110 nt
Organism: Fonsecaea multimorphosa CBS 102226
Lineage: Eukaryota; Fungi; Ascomycota; Eurotiomycetes; Chaetothyriales; Herpotrichiellaceae
Exons: 6
Coding region: 1-1110 (369 amino acids)
Molecular function (GO): hydrolase activity
Source: RefSeq, a predicted model, not a curated record